Messenger RNA from Egretta garzetta (little egret), 1302 nucleotides. RefSeq names its product mucin-1. Lineage: Eukaryota; Metazoa; Chordata; Aves; Pelecaniformes; Ardeidae. Gene Ontology annotation, biological process: neutrophil chemotaxis; lymphocyte chemotaxis; chemokine-mediated signaling pathway. Gene Ontology annotation, cellular component: extracellular region. Gene Ontology annotation, molecular function: CCR chemokine receptor binding; chemokine activity. The record is from RefSeq and is a predicted model, not a curated record. Bases 1 to 1302 code for a protein of 433 amino acids. The transcript has 3 exons.
AUGGGGGCUGUUUCACUCCAGCUCCUGCUCCUGCUGGGGGCCCUGUGCCUGGCGCCCCUGGCUGCAGGGCAACCCAAAGCACCCCUGAAGUGUUCCACUGAGUGCAGCUGCUUUGCCUCUGGGAUAGCAGCCAAGCGGAUAAGGAGCUACCGCAGGACAGAGCCGCGCUGCACCAAGCAAGCCAUCAUAUUUACGACACUGAAGUCCCUGGAGAUUUGUGCAGAUCCAGAGGCAGACUGGGUGAAGGAGAUCGUGGAGAAGCUGGACCAGAAAAAGGCAGCAGCCGCCCCGCGUCCCCAUGACGCCAGCCCAGCCGUGGCGCCGGAGGAGCCUGGCCUUUUCCGGAAACGCGUUGGUCUUACAGCAAUGGCUUUCACUCAAGCCGCCGCUCCGACUGGUUUCUUCCAAAGCACAACAGCUUUGGAGGGAAGGCAUGUUCCUGCUGCCAUGACGGAGGUGGCCAGCAGGUCCCCGCCAGCCCCGCAGGACACUACCCUGCUCCUUGCAGGAUCGUCCCCCACCACUCGGGAAGCUGCUGCCUGGUCCGGAGUCACUCUGGGAGCAAACAGAGAUUCCUUAAAAUCUCCUGCCCCUCCCACAGCCUCUGCAGCUGGCGUGGGCUCCAUCCCACCAGCCUCACGUCCCACAGCUCUUGUGCGUGGCUUUGGCAAGGCCGCAGGGUCCAUGGAAGGGCCUGUAGGACCUGGCGCAAAUGCUCUGGCUGAUGUUCGAGGCACAGCUUCUCCCAGCUCUGAUCCAGCCCCCACGGCCAUCACCGAAGGACCAGACCAUCCUACACCUUCUGUGAAUGAAUCCCCGGACCCUGCAGGUGCAAGGGCUGGUGCAGUGGGUGCCGCUUCCAGCAGCUGGGGCUCAGAGCUCCCCUCUGCCCCGGGCAGCAUGGAGAUGUCCACGGUCCCGGCCACCCCAGCUCCACCAGCGACUGCUCUGGUUCCUACCCCAAGCCCCACAACUUUUCAUUAUCCAUCGCCCACGGGAAAGCGAGGUCCUUUGGCCACACUGGUUUUUGCUGGCCUAGCCUCCCCAAGCCAAGCCAGAGUGCAGCCAAUGGCAGAAGGACCAAGCCGCCCACCCCUUCCCAGCCUCCUGCCUCAGUUCCCAGCGUAUGUCGUCAUCCCAGUUGCUGUGCUGGGCGGCCUGAUGGCCUGCAGCAUUGCUGUCGUGUGGCUGUAUCUGAAAUUCGGCGUCAAACCAGAGACAAUGGCUAGAGAAAUGGUACAGGGCCUGCUUUACCAGAAGAAGGGGCACCAGAACAACAUCUACCCUGUGGACGCCCUCUGA